AUGGAGGUUGAGGCUCUGGAGGGGAACGAUGUCGACUCAUCUGGCUGUGGUCUACACAAGAAAGACCCAGGGAAGGUCUUCUUAAGGACCCACGCUCCGAAAACUCCCGCCCGAUACGAAAACACUCGUGGGUGGCUGUUCAUUUACGGUUUCGCUUUAGAUCGACGUGUUUCAGCCCCGCACGUCGAACCUCCCUCGCCCCACUGUCUGUUGUCAUCUUAUUUAGUCGCCAUAUCUGGGUGGCCCGUGGUCAGCGCCUUCAGCUCUGGGCAGAGCGUGGAACUGGCAUCGGGAACGUUUGCAGGUGCCCUCCAGGUCCGGGCGCGACGGGCAAGUACGCUAUCCACGUGGUCACCAGGGACUCGCUCCUGGCAGGUUCCAGAAACCUGGUGCAGCUGUGGCUCGUGGGCGAACAGGGGGAGGCCGACCUGGGCAAGAAGCUGUGGCCCAUGCGCAGUGAGACGGGAGUUCGAGGUCAGCGUCCCCGUGCACCUGGGGCGCCUCCUGCUGGCGAAGCUGCGCAAAAUCCUGCUGGACGACGCCUGGUUCUGCGAACGGAUCUCUGCGCGGCCCGGGACCCAGGGCGAGGCCCGCUUCCCCCACUAUCGCCGGGUGCGGGGCGACCAGGUCGUCUGCCUGCCCGAGGGCACCGCCCGGACCCUGAGCGACGACCACCAGGACUUCCUUCAGGCGCAGGGGGAGCAGGAACUCCAGGAGAGAAAGAAGGUGUACCGGUGGGGCUCCCGGAAAGACGGCCCAAUCCUGCCGGUGGCCGGUGGCCGGAGGACGCAGUGUGACCUCCCCAGGAACCAGAGAUUCCUGGAGGAUAAGGAUUUUGACUUCAGGGUCUCGCCGAUGAAAGCGCCAGCGCCUGGGGGAGGGGCUCUGAAAGAAGACGGGGAGACCGGAGGGAGGGGGGACGCUAGCGGAUCAGGAGCUCGGGGCUCCCCGCAGGCUUCGGAACGGAUGUCUUCAGAGCGGGUUCGAAGUUCAGGGAAGGAGGACGCCUUCUUUGGGUACCAGCUCCUCAAGGGCGCAAACCCCACGCUCCUGAGGCGGCACCAGUCUCCCAGCGCGGCUGCUGGUGCCUCCGGGGUCGGAAGAGCCCGAAACCCGGUGGUCCGGGCACUGCAGAAUCAGGUGCUAGCAGCAUCCUUCACUCCGGCUUGA
Molecule: messenger RNA, 1170 nt
Organism: Prionailurus viverrinus (fishing cat)
Lineage: Eukaryota; Metazoa; Chordata; Mammalia; Carnivora; Felidae
Product: polyunsaturated fatty acid (12S)/(13S)-lipoxygenase, epidermal-type-like
Molecular function (GO): protein binding; metal ion binding; oxidoreductase activity, acting on single donors with incorporation of molecular oxygen, incorporation of two atoms of oxygen
Source: RefSeq, a predicted model, not a curated record